UUCAUAACCCACCGGUUUAGGAGCCAGCUCUGGUAUAGGUCGUGUUAGACCUCAUGAGACUUUACUUCGAGUCUCAGACUAGCCGCCGGAAAACAGUCAUGAACUUUGUCGUCAGACGACUGGGCUCGGUUUUGCCGUCGCUACGUCACAGCAGCGGUUCACAGAGCCGACUCGCCAGAACAGAGGCAGGUCAGCCGAGACGGCGAAACAAGUUGCCUUCUCUUCCGUUCAAGAAGAAGGAAGAGAAAUCCGAAUGGUGGAUCGUGGACGGAGAGAUGCACGAGAUAGGUGAUCACAUCCCUCCCCGUGAGCGAUUCACAAUCCCUAGAGAUAACAUCCCGAAUAAACGCCGUAAGCAGCUCCGUGAGCAAUUCAUGCGCCGCACUCGCCUUGUCCUUAAAGAAUCGGAACAUGAGCCAUGGUGCAAAAAGUAUAUGGAACUAUAUAAUGAGCUUAGAGAGAACUGGGAGAGGCUUUAUUGGGAUGAAGGAUAUUCAAAGAAAAUUGCGAGUGACCAUGCUAAUUAUGAGUCCGCUGAAGAAGACGAUGAAGAUUUUAAUCCAUACAGGAACAGGCGGUCUUACAGCGAUCAAGCCAAGGAGCAAGGGUUUAAUAGACCUAUGCAAGGUGAUAGCUGGGAGAAAGUCAAUCAAGUCAGAGACAAAUUUGAGUAUGAUAGAGAAAGGAGGAUGAGAGAUAAAGCCUUUGCACCAAUGAAUGCAGCACCGGCCUCUGAAGACUCUAGGGACUUGAAUUGGAAUGCACAAAGACGACCCUUUGAUGCUGAGAGAUACACUAGAGAUUGAAUACGUUAACAUCACAUGAGAGCAAGUAGAUUGAAUGGAGCUUUGGCGUAGCUUUCUACUCUAUUUUAUAUCCAUGUGAACAUCAAUUAUUAUUACUUUGCAAAAGUAUGCAUUCAGUUACUAGAUGAUGUAGCGCUGAUCGUCUUAUGUUUGAGUGCAGCUUGAUUCUGGGCUUUAAACGGUAAAUGAAUUUGUUACGCAGCAAGUAAAAACGGAAAAGGGUAACCUUUUUUCUUA
Molecule: messenger RNA, 1043 nt
Organism: Capsella rubella
Lineage: Eukaryota; Viridiplantae; Streptophyta; Magnoliopsida; Brassicales; Brassicaceae
Exons: 5
Coding region: 54-806 (250 amino acids)
Source: RefSeq, a predicted model, not a curated record